GAGGCCACACAUUCCACAUGCUGUAAAAGGUAGAUGAUGUCUCAGAGGGAUCUUUUCCUCCACGGAAAUCUUGAAUGAGGACAUUUUUUACUGCAUGCACCAUCUCAACAGGAGCUGUUGAGGAACAUCUGCGUUUGGGCGCCAUGGCUUUAAUGCAUGGAUCAGUCCUUCUGGACAAGAGUUAAAAUGAGAAUAUGGAGAAUCUUGGAGCUGAUUUCCCAGCAACCUCCUGCUCCAGAGUAACACGUUUCCAACAAAUCUGCCUGGCCAUCCGCGCCGCCGCAGCUUGUGUUACACAGUCACUAUAAAAUAUUCAUCCAUGGAAAAUCUCUUUGAUUUCACUCAGUCGUUUAUCUCCAGCGUGCCAUGUAGGUUAAUGUCAGCCUAAACAUGUGAUUCAUGUUGAAGCAUCAGGAAAAGUCUGGUCGGAAGAAGAACCUAAUUUAUCUGCAGGUCGGAAAUAAAAAAACAUGUCUACUUCUUCAACUGUUACUCCAACAGGAGGGCCGGGUAAAGGUGGCGGCGGAGAGGAUCCCGCCAAGUCCAGCGAGCAGCAGGAGAGGAUCCGAACCCAGAUCCUGUCCGGAUCAGGCUUCUGCAAGUGGUUCAACGUCCGGAUGGGCUUUGGAUUUAUAUCAAUGACAAACAGCGAAGGGAACCCCGUAGACCCUCCUCUGGAUGUUUUCGUCCACCAAAGCAAACUGGUGAUGGAGGGCUUUCGCAGCUUAAAGGAGGGUGAGCAGGUGGAGUUCACGUAUAAGAAGUCUUCUAAGGGCCUGGAGUCUGUGCGGGUGACUGGACCUGGUGGAGGGCCGUGUGCGGGCAGUGAGAGGAGACCUAAAGGGAAGGUCCCACUCCAGAAACGUAAACCAAAGGGAGAUCGCUGUUAUAACUGUGGAGGUCUGGAUCACCAUGCCAAGGAGUGUGGCCUGCCCCCACAGCCAAAGAAAUGCCACUACUGCCAGAGCAUCACACACAUGGUUGCUCAGUGUCCUCACAAGGCGCUUGCACCCGCCGUAGGCUCUCAGGACCCACAAGCGUCUACCUCGGCCUCCGCAUCAGGCACCGGGCCCCACCUCGGCCUCCCUGAGGAGGAAGAGCGCUCAAGCUCGUCUCCCCUGGAGGGAUCCUCCUCAUCUCCCGAGGAGCCCCAAACACACCGCAGCUCAUGGACCCAAAGGUGGAGGAAAUCCUGAAAAGAUCCUAUAGAGGUGAACUGAUUCCAGCGCAUAGCCUCUGACCUUCGAGUCUAUCCUCAAUCAAGGUUACCUGAAGCCCCCCUCCCUACCCCUCCCUCCUCGUCUACCUCACAAUUGUGAAUAAAUGGGAGGUUUUUAUUUCUUUAUUUUCAUUAUGUAUUAUUUUUCUAACCAGCACAGCUGCGGCAACGAUCAGCGGGGUACGGACGUGCAUGAAUGUGUGUGACUGACUUGCAGUCAUCUGGUGCAGCUAUGGAAACGACUGCUGGAAAGGUGACUGCAGGGAAUAAUUCUUUAUGUUUCAGAGGUUGCAGCUCAUUGGUGAAAUGUGAUUUGUUUGUAGGUUUCGAUGACUGUUUUAUUUCUGUUACCCCUUGGACCUGAAAGGGGGCUAUUUUAGAAGCCCUCCCCCAACCAACACACACACACCUAUGUUGCUGACUUAAAGCCACAAUUUUAUACCGUAAGCGCAAUCAUUUGAAGAGAGAAAAAUUCCUGAUUGCAUCUUCGCAGCACACAUGGUAGCUCAUUUGAAAAAGGAUUAGAGGCCAACUCUUAAGAGCUUGCAUCCCUCUAAGUAAUAAUCCAGACCCAAUCGGACUUUUAGCUUGGCUUCUAAGGACCUUUUGGAGAAACUUAAUGCAUUCCUGAGGGGCUGUUUAAAAAGCCACCAAGCUGCUAUGUGUACAUUCUCUCUAAUCACAACCCUCCAUACAUAUCUCUUGACACAGACCGGACCAACUGAUUGUUGAAGUGUGAACAAGUGCAAGACUAAGACAGAGGAGGAAAGUGUGUGGUAUGGAUACUCUGAAAGAAAUCAGAAUUGUCAAACCGGAGCACUGUCUUCUUCAAGAUAGAGUCACGGCUGUUAACUCUACAAGUUUCAUAUUAUCACAGAUAGAAACGUCAUAUAAGAAAAAUAUAUAAUCAGUCUAAAUCAUAGUUUAGAUGUUAAGUAAAGGCCUUAUCAUUAGACUCCCAUUUUGGUUGUUACGUAAUUAGUUCAAAGUAGUUUUUAAUAUAUAUGUAAAGUUACAAGAUAUAAUUAAAGUUAUAUUAACAUUAUGUAAGCAUAUAUAAGGAAUUAGCUCUGAAAUAGGUGCAUAGCCCUGUUUAAGUGCAUGGGAUACAUAAUUGUGUGUGAAAAUUCUCCCUCUAUUUAAUCAUUUUUCUCAUAGACUAUUCCAUUUUUCCCAAACUAUACUCCACUUUUUCUUAUAUUGAUCAGUUCAUACAGUUCCUUGUUAAACUAAUCAUACCCUUUCCUUCCCCCCCCACAUUUUAUGAUGAAACAACCACAAAUGUCAACACUUUUAUUUGGGAUUUUAUGUGAUAGAUCAACACAAAGAUGGGAUAUUUUUGGGAUAUUUAGUUGAUUUUAAUAUUACUGGUACUGUUGUUAAAACUCUGGAUGUCAGUACUAUUCAUGGCCUGUUGCAUGGACACUUACUCCAGUCCAACAGAAACUAUAGAUUUUAUUUAAGCAUAUUGUUAAAACAUGCAAAGAAUGUGUGGGAAAUUUGUUAUGAAAGAAUAAGAUGGAGAAAAAUGGAUUCAGGGUUGCAAAUCGAUUGAUCUGUCGAUUAUUUUUUGAUUAAUCAACUAAUAGUUGGGUAGCCAAAGAUUCCUUAAAGAACACUUUUUAUGAAAUUAAACCAGGUGAAAAUCAAACACAUUUCCACUUGUUAGUUCUGGAUAGAGCAUAUUGACAUAUAUAUAUAUAUAUUUUUUUUAAAUCUUAAAUGUAAAAUGCUUAUAUAUUUUUUUUACAUUCUUUGUAUUUUUACUGCCCUAAGUGGGUUUUUCUGAACAGCUAAGGCCGGUUUUAGUGUCUCUAUUCUCCAGUUAACAAUUAUUCGAUUACUAAAUUAGCUGACGAUUAUUUCAAUAAUGGAUAUAUCAGAAUUAAUCCAAUUAAUUGUUCCAGUCCUAAAUAGAUUUACAGCGAUCAAUAUUGUUAUUCAGUAUUUGUUUCCUAAGAGGUGCAGCCCUUGCUGUGUGUGUCUGCACUGGCUUUGCACAUCAAGAGAUUGCAUUUUCGUCUUACAUUCUUCUUUAAAAAAUGUCUCAAACAGACUAACAGGCUCAUUCCAUCAUUCAUUGACUCUAAACCACCUUAUAUAGAGUGUAAAUAAUAGAAAAUGUAUUAAAAUUGUAGACUCAGUUUGCAUUUGAUUUUUCAAUGGGGGCCUGAGGUUGAGGGGUCUGUGUAUUGAUAAACAGCAUACUUUUAAAAUUCUUGACUGGAACAAAAAAUUAAAUUAAAAACUACAUAUCCUUUUACUUGUGAUUCUGUCACAUAUAAUCCCACAAAAAUACUUGAAGUUGUGGUUGUAAUGUAAAAAAUAUCUAAUUUUGCAAGGUACUGUAUGCUCACAGCACAAAACUCACCUUGAAGGUGCAGUUUCCAACAUAACCUCAUUAUCAUAGCUGCUUUACUCACAUGAUACCUCACAACUUCUUCCUCUGGGAAGUGAAUUUCGAUAAUGUCUGCUUUUCUCAGUGUUGUUUUAUGUUUCUUAGUAUAAUCGAACCAUAUUUUCUCAUCCGUCAGUGCCUAGCAUUUGUCAUUCAGCACCAGCUAGGUAAUUGGAUGACAUCUCUGCUGCUACUGCUCCAGAAUCGAAACAAUAGAGGGAGAACUAGCUGGAUGGAUUAUGUUGCUUUUGGUAUAACUUGAAUCCCAAGCAUGGCUUUAGUGGCACUUACUGACACUAACAACUCUUCUCUGACCAUACUGAAUGUGAAUAGAGCUCAUCUGAAGUCGACUUCUCACAAUGUUCAUGUAAGGUCGCUUUGGAGUUGUUUCUUAAUAUUCUGACAAAUCAAAUAACUUUGUACAAUUAUAUCAAACUGGCAUGUGAGUGUUUUAAAAGCCAUGUUAAUACAAACAACCUUUUUGGUAUAUUUCUAUAUCAAAGAGGUUUGGCUUUUUAAAUUUUGAUUCUUUUGAAGGCAUUUAAAGUUAAGACUUGCUGAAGUGCUUGCUAUUCCUCUUACUCUUUCAGAAUCAGAGCAUCUUAUAGCCGAAAGUGCAACACAGUGUUUUUUUUUUUUUUUAUAAAUAUAUAUAUAUAUAUACAGCUUUGAGUGUGUGCGUGCAUUGAAAAUCAAACCACAAAUGCAGCUCGGCGUAAAAGAAAUGGUCGACCAAACUUCAGCUCAUGCUCAAAUCUCAAUGGAAACAUCUUUUUGUAUGAUGUAUUUUUUACAUUUUUACUCACAGGUCCUCUCAGGAUGAUUAACUGGUCUCAGGGAAUUAACCAAAAAAAAAAGAAAAGAAAAGAAAAGAAAAAAAACAAAAACAAAGUGUAUAAUAUUUGUUAGGGAAUCAUCCACUGACACACUCCACAGACUCUUAAGCGAUGCUGAAGUGACAUAUUACAGUUCAAGUACUGGUGUUAGCCACUACCUCUUGAGUUAUACAAAUGUUUCUGUUUUUUAUUUUUUUAUUUUUAUGAGCUGUGUUAUUAAUUUUAGGUCUGUGUAAUACUGAGGUGUACAAGAUGGAGUCUUUCGUGUUGCCACAGAUUUCCCGGUCUUCCUUUCAAGAUUUAAUAAUUUUUUUUUUCUUACUGGAAAUUAUUGCUUUUUUGUUUACAGCAAGAACCUACCUCAUUAGCUCUAUUUCUCUACAAGCUCCUUACCUCCUUCAAGGCUGCAUAAAGUUGUAUCACUGAUUCACAAAUCAGACCUGAUGAUGGCUUCUCACUUUUUUCCUCCAUCCUCUAUUUGACAGUUUUCUGUUGUUUUUGAUUUGCAAUUCUUCCCUAAAGCUUUUAAAAUAUCUCAAAGCUAUAAGUAAUGAGUAAAUGACUAUUACUUUGCACAAAGGCAGUGAGUUUACCUUAUUUUUUGGGCUAGUUAUACACAAAUGAAAUAUUUUAUGGGUGUGAGAGUCAUUUUGAAAAUACUAUAACUGUUGUUUGACUUUGUAUUUUAUCAUAACCAUUUUUAUAACCACUUGAUAUGAUUUGCCUAAGGAGAAGGAUAGGUUUGCACUUGAGCAAGGAUUGCCUGUGUUUGUUUUUAUCCCUCAGAUUUGUUACCAAAUAGAUGUUAUUACCUGUUUGCAGGCACCAUGGAGAUGGCCUUUGUCAGCCAUUUUUUUUUACCGCUCAAGAUAAUCAAAAGUGUUGCUCAGACUCAAUGCUAAGUGAUGUUAACGAUAAUUACAUUCAUGCAAACUUAUUCUUUUUCUAUAUUAGAGAUAACAUUUACCUUGAAAAUCAGUAGUUUUGGUACUAAUGGUGAUUUGUUUUCAUUUAGCUGACAUUCCUAAAAGUGUUUAUGAAGAAAAAGAAAAAGCGUUGUUCCAAAAUAACUCAAGAGAUUAAACAUUGCAUACAAAAGCAGUAUUACACUUCACAAUCAACGGAGAUUAUAACUGUGUUGUGGUGUAUCUGUACAUGGAACAGAAAGCUUGAUUAAAUGAGUUUUGGGAUGUAUACACAUA
Cyprinodon tularosa is the source of this 5655-nucleotide messenger RNA. RefSeq names its product lin-28 homolog B (C. elegans) (gene lin28b). Gene Ontology annotation, molecular function: nucleic acid binding; zinc ion binding. The transcript is spliced from 4 exons. The record is from RefSeq and is a predicted model, not a curated record. Bases 471 to 1196 code for a protein of 241 amino acids. Lineage: Eukaryota; Metazoa; Chordata; Actinopteri; Cyprinodontiformes; Cyprinodontidae.